AAAUAAUGUACCGCUUCGUAGAGGAUCGCCUUCUUCGCGGAAAAGCCCUCAAAUCUUAACUCGAGAAAAAAAAAAAAAAAUUAUUUUCAGCACAGUACUCUACGAGCUUCGAAGGUGCUUCUUGGAUGAAUUUUGUUAAGAAAUUGAGACCAACGAAACCCUAACUCUUCUCGCAUUGUCAGAUUUUGUAGUGUAGAUAUAGAUAUAGAUAUAUACAGCUUUGUAUAUACGUACGAAACCCUAACUUCUCGGAUUGAUUGCGCGGGAAUGGUGGCCGUGGGAAUUGAGCGAAUGGAGAAAGAGGAGCGGCGAACCAGGAAAAGGCCUCGGUCCGCAUGGGACGUUGGGCCAUCAGAGCCGGAGGUUGGUCUCGGGUUUUAGCUGCGGUUAGGGUUCUAUAGGGUUUUGAAUAUCUGCAAGUGCACAGGCCAUCAAUUCAAAUGGCUUACAUGGUGAUUUUUGUAGGCGCAACGUGCUUUGGUGCCAGCUAAUGAAGGGCUAGGAAGGCAUGCAUCGCCUCCGAAACGGGACGAUGAUCGCGAAGGUCAUUACGUCUUCAAUCUUGGCGAGAAUCUCACUCCGAGAUUGGGUUGGUGUUGACCGGGAACAUCUUUUUCUCUGUAUCUAAUUCUGGCAGACAAAAUACUCAGCAAAAUGGGUGAAGGUUAGCUGUCAAGUGAUAUGCUGUCUACACGCUUUUAUAUUUUUCUCGUUCUGCCUGUGUCAUUCAAGCAUGUUGCUAGUUCUGUAGGCACAUUUGGUCGAGUUUUGGAAUGUUGGGACCGCCAAGCACGAGAGUACGUGGCAAUCAAGGUUGUUCGAAGCAUUAGGAAAUAUCGGGAUGCAGCAAUGAUUGAGGUAGACAUACUUCAACAUCUUGCUAAGCAGGAGAAAGGCAACUCACGCUGCGUGCAAAUUCGAAAUUGGUUUGAUUACAGAAAUCACAUCUGUAUAGUCUUUGAGAGGCUUGGGCCAAGUUUAUUUGAUUUUCUAAAGAGAAAUAAAUACCACCCCUUUCCUGUGGAUCUUGUGCGGGAAUUUGGACGACAGCUUUUGGAAUCAGUAGCAUAUAUGCAUGACUUAUGCUUAAUACACACUGAUUUGAAGCCAGAAAAUAUACUUCUUGUGUCUUCUGAAUAUGUAAAGCUUCCUGGAUAUAAGAGGGUUUCUACAGAAGAAAUGCAAUACAGGUUCUUGCCCAAGUCUAGUGCCGUUAAGCUGAUUGAUUUUGGUAGUACGACUUUUGAUAAUGAGAAUCAUAGCUCCAUUGUUUCUACAAGACAUUACAGAGCUCCUGAGGUCAUUCUAGGUCUAGGAUGGAGUUAUCCUUGCGAUAUGUGGAGCUUGGGUUGCAUACUUGUUGAACUUUGUUCGGGUGAUUCAUUGUUUCAGACACACGAAAAUUUGGAGCAUUUGGCAAUGAUGGAGAGAGUUUUGGGGCCUCUACCAGAGCAUAUGAUUCGAAAGGCUAACCGAGGUGCAGAAAAGUAUUUCAAGCGAGGUUCACGGCUGAAUUGGCCUGAAGGAGCAGUUUCAAGGGAGAGUAUUAGAGCUGUUAAAAAGCUUGGCAGUUUAAAGGCAUUGGUAUCUCAAAAUGUAUAUCCAAGAUCCUCCCUCACUGACUUGUUACAUGGACUAUUAAAGUAUGAUCCAUCUGAACGUCUCACAGCACGGCAAGCUCUCGAUCAUCCCUUUUUUGGGAAUCCAACCUGACCAGCUUCACUAUGUUAGAUAAGUUGAGCAAACUCUACUUUGGUAGCUCAUUUUACCACCUGUCUGCUAAAGAGAGAGAGAGAUGCUCGGCAACGGAUUAAAGCUUGUCAAUUGUCAUGCUUGUGAAACGCUGGCUCAAUGAUUCUUUUUUUGUUGUCUGUAUGAAUUCCCUCUUUCUUUCGGGUGGGGUGUAAAAUGUAGAAGAUAAUAGUCAGCUUUCAUGCCAUGUUAAACAUACACUAAAAAGACAAAUAAAAAGAAAACGCAAUUUUUUUUCA
Molecule: messenger RNA, 1991 nt
Organism: Humulus lupulus (European hop)
Lineage: Eukaryota; Viridiplantae; Streptophyta; Magnoliopsida; Rosales; Cannabaceae
Product: serine/threonine-protein kinase AFC3
Exons: 10
Coding region: 682-1713 (343 amino acids)
Biological process (GO): protein phosphorylation
Cellular component (GO): nucleus
Molecular function (GO): ATP binding; protein kinase activity
Source: RefSeq, a predicted model, not a curated record